GCUUCAAUAUACUUUUAGAUUUUCUACCAUUCAUUUCCCCAGAAUAAAGAAAACCUUGAGGAAUACACGUCUUCUGUGCAAAUAUUAUAUACAAGAUAAAUUUUGUUUUCGUGGAAACUGAGGGUAUAAUAGUCAAUUACGAAUAUAGGAUAUUUUCUUUUUCGUUCUGAGCGCCGAACACCUUAUCUAUCAUCUUCGCUUCCGUGUCUGGAACAUUGUAGACGCUAAAAAGAUGGCAGCGUCCUUACAUCACGCUGUCCCCAAACUCACUAUAACAACUGCAGCUCGUCCCGAGUCAAGACGGAGCAGUUUCAAUCUAGUCAGGUGCUGCGCGCCGACGACAACAACAACCACAACUGACGCCGGGGCUCAGCGAAUCACGGUGAAGAAUGGGAACGACUCGCUUGACAUAUGCAGAGUCCUUAACGGUAUGUGGCAGACUAGCGGCGGUUGGGGCCGAAUCGACCGGGACGACGCCGUCGAGGCAAUGCUUCGCUACGCUGACGCUGGUCUCUCCACCUUCGAUAUGGCCGAUCACUAUGGGCCUGCUGAAGAUCUCUAUGGCAUUUUUAUCAACCGAAUUCGCAGAGAGCGUCCACCAGAAGUCCUGGAUAGGGUUAGAGGCCUUACAAAGUGGGUUCCACCACCCGUUAAAAUGACUGGUAGCUAUGUCAGGCAGAACAUUGACAUUUCAAGGAAGAGGAUGGAUGUGUCAUCCUUGGACAUGCUUCAGUUUCAUUGGUGGGACUAUUCUAAUCCUGGCUACCUUGAUGCCCUUAAACACUUGAAUGACCUAAAGGAAGAAGGUAAAAUAAAGACUGUUGCUUUGACAAAUUUCGACACAGAGAGAUUACAAAUAAUUUUAGAAAAUGGAAUUCCUGUUGUCAGCAAUCAGGUGCAACAUUCACUUGUGGACAUGCGUCCUCAACAAAAAAUGGCAGAGCUUUGUCAGCUUACUGGAGUUAAACUUAUCACGUAUGGGACGGUAAUGGGUGGACUGUUAUCUAAGAAAUUCCUUGACACUAACUUAUCCAUUCCUUUUUCUGCCCCACCAUUAAAUACUCCUUCCUUGCAGAAGUACAAAAGGAUGGUUGAUGCUUGGGGAGGAUGGAGUCUCUUCCAAAGUCUGCUGCGUACACUUAAUAAGAUAGCCUCUAAACACGGGGUCUCCAUUCCAACUGUAGCGGUGAAGUACAUAUUAGAUCAGCCAGCAGUGGCAGGAUCCAUGAUAGGUGUUCGACUCGGUUUGGCUGAACACAUCAAUGACGCCAAUGCUGUGUUUUCACUGGUCCUCGACGAGGAGGAUAUGAACAGCAUACAGGAAGUUUCCAAAAAAGGGAAGGAUCUGUUAAAAGUGAUUGGCGACUGCGGAGAUGAGUAUAGGCGCAUAUGAAUUUUGCAUGCACGUUUCCGUCACUGGUGUUUUGAAAGUGCUGUGAUCAUUUUGUGUAUCAAUGUGAAUUCUGUACAUUGCAAGGUUUCGUUAUGUAAUAUUUAUGAUUUCUGUAUAUUUUAAUAGAGUUGAAAUGACACAGGAUUUUAAAACAUUCAGCUUUGCGUCAUCAAUAAUAAUAUUAUUUU
Molecule: messenger RNA, 1581 nt
Organism: Populus euphratica (Euphrates poplar)
Lineage: Eukaryota; Viridiplantae; Streptophyta; Magnoliopsida; Malpighiales; Salicaceae
Product: NAD(P)-linked oxidoreductase superfamily protein
Exons: 9
Coding region: 233-1393 (386 amino acids)
Source: RefSeq, a predicted model, not a curated record